This is a messenger RNA of Anopheles merus, 5971 nucleotides long. RefSeq lists its product as uncharacterized. The transcript is spliced from 8 exons. The record is from RefSeq and is a predicted model, not a curated record. NCBI's taxonomy places the organism in Eukaryota, Metazoa, Arthropoda, Insecta, Diptera, Culicidae. The coding region runs from base 1069 to 3825 and encodes 918 amino acids.
GGGAAUCGGAAGUACGAACAUGUUUGGGGGAAAGCGAAGAAAGAGAGACAGAAAGAGCGGCUGAAAGAAGAAAAAACGCCUAACCUACAAACCACGGAACAGGUACGUCGGGCACAGCGGCAGCUACCAGCUUUCAGUAGGUUUGCUACAGCGACUCCAGCAGGACGCAUUCGCACAGCUCGUUCGGUACUGCGCAAGCGGACAGUACCACGCAGUAGUAUCACGCAGGGAUCGCGCGAACUAAGACUUGUUUUUAGUGCGAGCAGGGGAUUUAAAAAAUAAUUAAAUUGGGUCCCGGAACACCCCGAAGUGCGAAGUGUGUCGUUCCAGACAUUCCAAGGACAUUGCUUGGAUGUCACCGGUCAAGUAACUUUCUUUUCCUGAAGUAUCCCGUUGUGGUUAGUGGUGUGAACUCGAGCCUUUGGAAAGUGAUAGUGGGGACCAGGAUCACGAGCGUCCUCUUGUGAGCGUGAGUGUGAUCCUCACACGUACACUCACAGUCCCACACACACACGCACACAGUGUUAUUAGUGUCAGUGUCAGAAUUUGUUGUAUGCAAAUUUGAAAAGCUGAGCUGCGACUUGGUGGUGUUACCAGCCAGUGCAUGUGGGUUACCGGAAGAAGCGAAGAGUGCAGAAGUGCAUAACAGUGUCUUUGUGUGUGAUUGAGCAGCGGAAUUCGCUGCUAGUUGGUCAAGUGUCAAGGGUGGAGUGUGUUAUGCUACAGGUGUGAAAGUUUAACCACGUACAGUCCCAGUGGAGUUCCCAACAGCGAGCCUAACCCAACGAACAGACGGGACUGCUUUUGCACAGGGCCAGCGGGUGUCCGACGGCUAACGGCUCAAUAUCUCUACAACCAACUGACUUCAACUUCAACCAACCAAUUCUUAGCAAGCAACGCACCCUAGGUGAAGACAUCAGGGGCGAUCUGUUUUUGUCGUAGAGUCUAAAGAUCCUGCAACCGAAGCCGUACUGUUGCUGUCGGUAACCUCAAAGGAUCCCAGAGAUCCUACAAAAAAAAACCCUUUCCCCGACGAGGACCCCGUCCCAACAGCCAGACGACACAAAAAUGCUUCGUUGCCAGCAGCGAAGGUGCCUCGGGCAGAUGGCGCUACUACUGCUCAGUUGCAUCUUGCUUUCCUGCACAUACGCCGAUGAAGAGGAAAACUUCACAUCGGCCAGCCUGGUGGCCGGAACCGGACCGGUCGCAGCGUCCAAGGGCUGCCCCUUCCCGGGCGUACCGGCCCACGGGAGCGUCAUCUUCUCCGACGACUCGCUGGCCAACAACACGGUGGCCACGUACUACUGCGAGCGGGGCUUCGAGCUGCUCGGACCGUCCCGGCGCGCCUGCAUCGACAGCCAGUGGAUCCCGGAGGGUAUUCCAUUCUGCGUGCUAAACGUAGCGGCGGGUAAGGCGCCGAUGCAGAUCUCGACCGAGGCGUCGGGCAUUCCACAGAAAGCUAUCGACGGCUCGACGUCCGCCUUCUUCUCGCCGGACACCUGCUCACUGACGAAGCCGGAGCGCGUCCCAUGGUGGUACGUCAACCUGCUGGAACCGUACAUGGUGCAGCUGGUGCGACUGGACUUUGGCAAGUCUUGCUGCGGUAAGGGCAAGCCCGCCACCAUCGUCGUGCGCGUCGGCAACAACCGGCCCGAUCUGGGCACGAACCCGAUCUGCAACCGGUUCACCGGUUCGCUCGAGGAAGGCCAGCCCCUGUUUCUGCCCUGCAACCCGCCGAUGCCGGGCGCAUUCGUGUCCGUCCACCUCGAGACGAACGCACCGAGCCAGCUGUCCAUCUGCGAGGCGUUCGUGUACACCGACCAGGCGCUACCGAUCGAGCGGUGCCCCGCCUUCCGCGACCAGCCGCCCGGUGCGUCCGCAUCGUACAACGGCAAGUGUUACAUCUUCUACAGCCGCCAGCCGGCCACGCUGCGGGACGCGCUCGCCUUCUGUCGGGCGCGCGGCGGCACCCUGAUCAACGAGAGCAACCCAGCCCUGCAGGGCUUCAUCAGCUGGGAGCUGUGGAGACGGCACCGCAGCGACACCUCGUCCCAGUACUGGAUGGGUGCGGUGCGGGACGCCCAGGACCGCAACACCUGGAAGUGGAUCGGCGGCGAGGAGGUGUCGGUAUCGUUCUGGAAUCUGCCCGGCGGCGACGAGGACUGCGCGCGGUACGACGGCUCCAAGGGAUGGCUCUGGAGCGACACCAACUGCAACACGCAGCUCAACUUCAUCUGCCAACAUCAGCCGAAGGCUUGUGGACGCCCUGAACAGCCGCCGAACUCGACGAUGAUUGCGCCGAAAGGGUUCGAUGUCGGUGCGGUGGUCGAGUACAGCUGCGACGAGGGUCAUCUGCUGGUUGGUCCGAAGCAGCGCACCUGUCUGGAGACUGGCUUCUACAACGAGUUCCCGCCUGUAUGCAAAUACAUUGAGUGUGGACUGCCCGCCUCUAUACCGCACGGAUACUACGACCUCGUCAACGGCACGGUCGGCUACCUCAGCACAGUCAUGUACCGGUGCGCCGAGGGCUACGAGAUGGUUGGUCGCGCCGUACUGAUCUGCGACAUCGACGAGCGCUGGAAUGGACCGCCACCACGCUGCGAGCUGAUCGAGUGCGACCCACUGCCGACCCUCUUCCCGAACGGUGUGAUCGUGUCCACCAACCAGACGGUGUACGGUACGCGCGCCGAGGUCCACUGCAACCGUGGCUUCGUCCCAGACGGCGAACCCGAGAUCGUCUGUACUGCGUCGGGCCAGUGGAGCCAUCCACUGCCCAAGUGCGUCCCCGACCAGAGCGCCGGCCCAGUGACGGUCCGACCGAGUGCCGCGUCCACCACACCGGCCUCUUCCCGUGCACCCCCGGUGCUGAUCGUGUCACCCACCACACCCGCCUCGAUCGGUGGCAUUCCUUCGCGCGCGCGGCAGCCUACCGGAGGACGGCGACCGGGCAGCACGGUGCGCUAUCCGACCCAGGCUCCACCCGCGAGCAGCACCGUCCCGGCGGCCGAGUCGACCACCGCCUCGAUCGUGGUCAACAUGGCCGGCCCGACGACGGCACAGCCGAGCCGCACGACCAGCACCACCGAGUCGCCGCUUUUCAGCAUCGAGAUCGAUGACGAAGUGCGCCCCGGAUCGAUGGGCGAGGAAGCGGGACGCCCGUACCGGCCGCAGCAACCGUCCGUCGUGAUACUGUCCAAGGAGCCAGGAUCGUCCUCCUCCUCCUCUUCCUCUUCCGCCUCGAAACCUGCCUCACCGAAGCCCGCCGUCUACGAGCCGAGCAGCCCGCCGGCAGUGGUAAGCGUAACGCCACAGGUGCAGACGCACCGACCACAGGUAACUGGCACGACCGGGCGUCGUCCGAGCACGACGACGACGACACGCGGCCGCCAUCCAGCCCACGAGCAGGACAUACUGCUGUCGCACCACCCGCAGGACAACGAGAUCCCCGGCAGCGUCAACAUCCGGCAGGACCAGUCGCCCAAGGUGAACGUACCGUUCGCGGUGAACAACGUGGACGAUCUGGUGCCGGCGGACGGCAGCAGCGGCAGCAAUGGCGGCACCGACGGGCUCAUCACCAGCUUUGGCGGUGCAGGUGGCAGCAGUGGCGCAGGAGGGCUGGGCGGUGCGGGCGGUUCCGCUGCCGGCGACCGGAAGGAGUCGAAGAACGCGAAGCUGAACCUGGGCGCGAUCGUCGCGCUCGGUGCGUUCGGUGGGUUCGUCUUCCUGGCCGCCGUCAUCACGACCAUCGUGAUCGUCGUACGAAGAAUGAACACAAUAUACACGACAGCUAGAGUGCACAAGAAGAACACAUUCUCCUACUCCUAAACGGAAACGCAUGCUUUCCGACCGCAGGCAACACGGCUUGCAACGCGUUUCCGCCUCCCCCCGGUUUCCGCUUUGUUUAUCUCUAAGUAGCAGCGUAGUAGUAUAAUAUUUAUUGCGUGGGUUAAAGGAAAGGUUUUGUAAAACGUUAAAGACUUAACAUGCAUCAGGGAUAAGCAGUAGAAUUCAGAUUCAGGCAGCAGUGUGCUGCGAGACUAAAACAGCAAUACAGUAGCGUAGGUGUAGUACUAAUGAUAUCGCUCUAAUAUCCCCCAAAAACACACACACAAAAACUAAUGCCAAAUCAUGAUUUGGGUAUGUGUGUGUGUGUUUGAAAGAUCAAUCGCAAUGCACUAAAUGUCACGGUGACAGAAUCGUUGCCAGAUGAUCCGGAAACUAACUGAGCAACUGUCACUCUCUGAGUGUUAGCAUAUCUCUGAGUGUCUAUCGGUUUGGAGAUAGGCUGAAACCGUCGUCGGCUAUCAAUGAGUAACCGCAAUGUUGGACAGCCGACUUCUUUUGGUCGUUGGUCGUGUGACAUUUGUGUUGGAGCUUGCUUUAUUUUUUUGUUUACUGUUUGGAGGAUAGUAGAUGUAAUCGACCGAACUCAUCUGGAAGAGAUCGCUCGCAACGAUAAGUAUUUGUACGUGAUUAAGCUUAAGCAAUGCAAACUUGACAGAAUAUACAGUAACAUAAUCUAGAUAUUCUAGAGAUAACAUAAACAAAUGAUAGAAUUUGAAAGGUAAAGCUCCGAAUGGUUAGGUUUUGUUGCGCUUCUUGGCUACGAGAACGCGAGGCUGAAGUUCGGCUGGUGGAGUGGACGAUCCUGGAGCCGCGACGGGAGGGAAGGAGAAUGUGCCGGUGAUGGUGUGGUUGUGGUUGUGUUUUUUGGUGCGUAUCCUCCCCCCCCCUCUCUUUCCCCCCACAUUCCCCAUUUAUUAGUUAUCGCUGCCACCGGGAGCAAAGCAGUGACGAUAGUUCUAAGCCGCCCUAGUGGUUGGGUUACACAUCUAGCCAGGGUUUGCCCUCUCUUGCUGUCAAACGGCACCAUGUCGCAUGUCGCAGGAUGCCAAACGUCUACCCAACCGACACAAUCAAAAUAGUGUACUGUCACCACACAAGCACAAGGACAACAGUAAAUGAAAAACUAAGAACAACACGUGCGUAAACCUGCAUACACCGUUGGGCCUCGACAAGGAGGAUCGACCAUGAUUCGGAGACAUUUGUUGGAGCGAGACUUUAGAGCCGAGGAAGCCGGUACACAUACACAUUGAGGUUCAGCCGACCGAUGGACCGAUGGACAGCUGACCGGAAGUGGUGCGAUUUUCAACGACGACGGGCUACGAUUUUUGGCUGUGGGGUUGGGAUGGGUGCGGUAGUGGUAGUGCAGACACGUGUUUGGGGUUGGUAGUAAUAGUAGUGGUUCCUCCCUGCCAUCAGCCGCGGGAUGGAGACGGUGGAUCACUGGACAGUCCCCGCCGAGCCGUUCGUCUACGUGUGUGUGUGUAUGUGUGUUGCAGACUCAAAAACCUCACCGCAUGCAAUGGCGGCCCUCUGACUGAAAAUGACCGACCAGGCUCGUACUUCGUGUACUAUUUCUAGCUAUUCUCAUAACUACUUGUACUGUUACUGCAACUACUACUACUGCUAUUUUAUUACUACUACUACUGCUAUUUAUGCUACUACUACUAUUAUUGCUACUACCUGCUCCUGCAACCCCAGUACUAUAAUGCUACCACAAGUAACAAUCACCUGCUACUAAAAACCAAACAACAACAACAAACAACUACUACAAAAUCCAUCACUGCAAGAAGUGCCAUAACCACUAGCAAAAUAGAAACAACAACUAGCCAAAAAAAAACACACACACACAAAAUGCCCGAAACAAAAGGCAAAAAUGGUCUGGAUAGCGCCACGCAAACACGCAAACACACAAAACUUCUGGUGGCCGAAAGCAGUGCCCAGUUGGUCGCACAGGAAACCAAACUGAAUCAUCCAGAAACACCUUGCGGUAACGCGCCAACCCAAAACCCCAAACUAACGUACUACUACUACUACUACUACAACUACUACUUAUUCACCAACAUCCAACCCCCACCAACCAAUACAAAAAAACCAACCAAGCGACAGGUCAUAGAGUCCCGUAAAU